AUUCUUCUGUCAAUAUAUCCAAUUUGCCUACUGCAAUUCCACAAAUCACAAAGCCUGGAAUUACACAGCCUGAAGAAAGAUCACUAGCUCGUCUUUGGCAUGAGGAAAUAAAAUGCCUUUUCCUUCGAAACAGGAAUCCAUCAGACGCAACUAUCGAAAGUCUUAUUUUCAAAAUAUUUAACUAUGUGCUAUAUAGUAAUGAAGCAGAAGAGGUAAUUUGUCAUUCUAAAUGGGUUUUAACAGACUUUCGUAGUAAAUUUAAUAAAAGACAAAUGACUGCGCUAACGAACUUGGAAAUCGAAGAAUUUAUAUCUCUAGAGGUUGCUGAAAAAAUAUUGAAUAGAUAUUUAAAGGGUACUAACAUUAACAAACUCAAAAGAUGUGGGAUAAUGGAACGACUUGCAUUAAUGGUUAGAGAAGCAUUUAAGGUACAUUAUAUUUCUUACAGCACCAAAGAACUUGAUAAUAUUACAGUAGAUUGUAUGGUGCUAAGUAGAUCCGGAAAAAAUAUCGCCUCAAAACUUUCGCUGGUAGAAUAG
Funneliformis caledonium is the source of this 539-nucleotide messenger RNA. The record is from the annotation of a GenBank genome assembly. Lineage: Eukaryota; Fungi; Glomeromycota; Glomeromycetes; Glomerales; Glomeraceae.